Dermacentor albipictus is the source of this 6054-nucleotide messenger RNA. RefSeq names its product ATP-dependent DNA helicase DDX11. NCBI's taxonomy places the organism in Eukaryota, Metazoa, Arthropoda, Arachnida, Ixodida, Ixodidae. The record is from RefSeq and is a predicted model, not a curated record. Gene Ontology annotation, molecular function: DNA binding; protein binding; ATP binding. Gene Ontology annotation, biological process: nucleobase-containing compound metabolic process; establishment of sister chromatid cohesion. Gene Ontology annotation, cellular component: nucleus.
CGCACUUGUUUCGUUUUAUGACGUCACGCAGACAGCGCGAACUUUCGCGCGCCUUUGCUGCCUUUACCGCUCUACGGGCAUUUGCGAUCUCGAAAGCAUGUGUAACGUACUUUAACCUCUUACGAUUGCUUCAGUGCCCUUGUUUGCUUUUGAAGUUAUAACAGUUGUAAUGGAGCCUGACGACGUGGAUUUUCACUUUCCUUUCGAGCCGUAUCCAGUGCAGCGCGCUUUUAUGAAAGCGUUGUACACAGCGCUCAGCGAAAGCAAAGUCGGCAUUUUCGAGAGCCCAACGGGUACAGGUAAAUCUCUGAGCAUCCUGUGUGGAGCUCUGGCGUGGUUGAGCGAGUACAAGAAAUCAAAGAAGGCCUCGUUGGAAACAGAAUUAUCAGAGUUACGAAAGGAGAGUGCCUCAUCGAUUGAUGCCGGGGACGACUGGUUGACAAAAGGUGCACACAAGAUGCUAGUAAAUCAACGACUGCGGGAAGUUGAACGCCAGUAUGACGCACUCAUGGACAAGGAAAAAAAGUUCGAAGACCAUAAAGAGAACGCAAGGAGGCGAUCAGGUGCUCGAAAUGCAAAAGCGAAAGGUGUGCCUCAAGGCACUGAUGACAUCACUAAAGAAACCGAAUCUAUUGCUCGACUGUUGGCUGAAAUAAACAACGACCAAGAGGACGUUGUUGACUACGACAGUGAUGAUGACGCAGCUCGUGGUGGUGACGGUGACGACUCUUCUGACGCAUUGGCAGGACCGAAAAUAAUUUAUUGCAGCAGAACACAUUCCCAGCUAACACAGUUGGUGCGAGAACUGAAGAAAACUGUGUACAGCGAUAGUAUUCGCACUGUGACACUCGCAUCUCGAGGGAAUCUGUGUGUCAACGACAUGGUGACGAAACUAGGUAACCUGUCAUUAGUAAAUGAUCGCUGUUUGGACAUGCAGAAAGCUUUCUCUAAGCCAAAGGUAGCAGCUUCACCCGAACGCAAGCGAACCAAGGCAAGCACAGUGGGCAAAUGCCCCUUUUACAGGCCCCAGGCUAUGGAGUCCCUAGCAAUGGACAUUCUAACUGAAGUACGAGACAUUGAAGAAGUGGUUCAUCAGGCAAGAAAGGAUAAAGCAUGCCCAUACUACUCAUCACGAUAUGCAACACCAGAGGCAGAACUUGUGCUAAUCCCAUACAAUAUACUUUUGCAGAAGACGACAAGGGAAGCAUGCAAGCUUGACAUGAAAGGCAGUAUUGUGAUCAUUGACGAGGCACACAACCUUCUGGAAACUAUCAGCGACUUGCACAGUGUGAAUUUAAAGAUUGCGAACCUCAAGGAUGCCCAAUGUGUGCUGAGUGAAUACUUCAAUCGCUACCAUGCGCGGAUGAACACGAAGAAUGUACUGUACAUUAAGCAGGUGCUCUACAUACUCAAGUGCUUCAUUCGUUACCUAACUGGAGGUGGCAAGGAGGCUGUGCAGAGUGACAUUUCAACCAUGUGUACAGUGACUGCAUUUCUGGUAAACACUGAAGUACACCAGAUUAAUUUGUUCAGGGUGGUGAACUACUUGGAACAAAGUCGAAUUGCCCUCAAGGUCAAUUCCUUUGCAAAAAAAGCCACCGUGGCAGCAGCGAAAAAAUCAGAUAACGUGCAAGCUGUCAAGCUAUCAGACUUCAUUGAUUCCAUGAAAAAAUGCAAUUCAAAAUGUGUGGUGCCCAUAAAGGAGGCAUCUUUACAGCAGGCCGAGAACCGUUUUGUUGCGUCUGGAAAUCCUAUGAUAGCAGUGCAGGAAUUUAUUCGUGAACUUGCAUACUCUCGCAGUGAUGGCCAAGUAUUGGUGCACAAGGCUAAAUGCACAGAAGACUCAUUCGUGAAGUACUUGCUGCUCAGCCCUGCCAAUAAUUUCAGAGAUAUUGCAUCUGAAGCACAUUCAAUCAUUUUGGCUGGAGGAACAAUGCAACCCACAAGUGAGUUUGUUGACCAGCUUCUAAUUCCUGCUGGAGUGUCUCCAGAACGCAUCAUGCAUUUCUCGUGUGGCCAUGUUGUUGCCAAAGAAAACCUAUCUGUAAUCGCUUUAGGACAGGGACCCACAGGCAGGGUCUUUGAAUUUACGUACAAGAACAAAAUGGACCCCGAGGUGGUAGACGAACUAGGCAGGGUACUUGUGAAUGUGACAAGGGUCAUCCCAGGUGGCAUUGUGUGUUUCUUUCCAUCAUACGAAUACGAACGUGCAGUCUCUCAAAGGUGGAAAGAAACUGGUGUCUUGGAAAAGUUUUCUAUGAAGAAGCAUAUUUUUCACGAACCUUUGAAGUCCUCAGAGCUUGAAAGCACUCUGGAGCGGUACAGCCAAUGUGCCAAAGCAACAUCUUGUUCAGAACCCAUGACAGGAGCCAUCCUCUUCUCAGUAGUAGGCGGAAAAAUGAGCGAAGGCAUCAAUUUUUCUGAUGACAUGGGUCGAUGUGUUGUUAUGAUUGGCCUUCCUUUCCCUAAUGCUAAAGCACCAGAAAUGAUGAGUAAAAUGGAAUUCUUGACUGCUACCUACCCUCGAACAAAUGAUGGGCGCACUGCAGGUCAGGCAUACUAUGAAAGUGUCUGUAUGAAAGCAGUGAACCAGUCAAUUGGCCGAGCUAUUCGUCACAAGGAUGACUAUGCUGUAAUACUACUACUUGACCAACGUUACCAGAAACAAAGUGUCACGAAAGCUCUGCCUGCUUGGAUACAGGACAGCCUCACCAUACCUGCAAAGUUUGGGGCAGCAUUUGCGGCAAUUCAGCAGUUCUUCCGAGGGCGACGGAGUCGGCAGAGCAUUGGCUAAGGUCUCUGCUAAGUUGGGACCAGGCAGCUUUUAUUGUAGUGCCUGUGCAGUGUUUUGCAGAAUAGAAUGUGUUAUACUUCUUUUGACUAGCCACUUUUUGUCCAGGAACAGUCGUGGCUCCAUUCAUGUAUAAUUUUUUACUUCCUACAAGGCCAUGUAUUAGGUUGUGAUGUGAAGUUUGUGAGGAAAGCAAGCAGCACAGAUGAAGAAAUAAAGACAAGCAUUUUAGUGUUGAACAGGUUGUAUUUGCAUCUAUUCAUUCUGACAUUCUACAAUAAGACACUUUUGUUGACAGUAGUUGAUUUUCAUGUUUGUGUACACACAAGACACUGUUGCAUUUCAGCAACCACUUGCAAAUAUAUUUGCAUGAAAGUUGUAGUGUGUAACAUUGCAAAAUAAUUUUCUGAACACUAUUAUAGCAGAUUUCUAGUACUUUACUGUGGACAAUUUUGUAUUGUUUGCCCAAUUUUGUGAAAUUUCUAGCCAAUGUCAAUGCACCAAUACUCUUGCUGAUUUCCGUUUGAACUCUGCGAUUUUUAAUGUCAAUUCAAUUUUUAGUGCAGCACUUCUCGAUUCUGUCCAACCACAAUCCUAUUGCAUUAAAGUUAUGGACGUUGACAGUACACAGUUAAAGUCAGAUGCAAUGUGGCACCUUGAUAUAAUUGCAACAGUACAUUCUCUUAUCUAUUCACACACCAUACAGCCAAAAAUGCACUGUAUGAAGACAAUGUUGAAAAGGCUCUUUCAUGCCACAAUGAAAAAGCACAUAAAAUGCAUAAAAAUAUAUCACGGGAUCUGUCGGAUCAUAAAAAAAUCCUAAGGGAAGCUUCUUCGUAACAAAUAUGAAAAUCCGUUAGCACUAUUCCGUGUAUACAUGUAUAAAAAUAUGUGCUAGGCAAAGUGGGCCUAAAAGGAAAGGCACAGUUAAGAACAACAGUGUUCGUACACUGGCUGUCCAUUUCUAUAUAAAGCUGCACACUAUCGAUGCAAUGUAAAAUAAGCUGUAUAUUAACUUCGGAAAAAACAAAGAAACAACCUUGCAUAUGGACGGAAUGUUAAGUAUGUGUCACACAUUGCUGAAAAGUGAACAGCAUACAGGUUACAAGGUGAUGAGUAAAAAGCACUCGGUGGCUUGGGUAAUGGUCCCAGAGGUAUGAGCACAGGCCAGAAAGCUGAAGAUCAAUUGACGGUUGCCAGCAAUGCUACAAAAUUAUUGUCAGCUUUCGAACUUCACUUAGAAGCCUAAACAUGACACCUUUCUGUUGGCUGCCGCACUCACUGAGCAAACAAAAAAGAGAGGCUAUGCCACGCAUGGCCUCAUACCCCAAGUCAAGCUUCUGUAAUGCUUGCCACUGCCGCCACCGCACAGCAGACGAAGAGCGGUCACGCGCACUUUAACCUCAGAGAUGUGGAGCAUGUGCCAUUUUAGGGGCCAUGUUGUACAUUACUUCCAUCCGUUAUAUGCUGCAUGGCGGUGCUUGCUGCAGACUUUGUCUAUUCAGUGUAAAUCCAACAGAAAGUGGUCAUGUGUAGUGUGGCAGUGAACUGACACAGUAUUCUAAAGCACCAAGUCUAGCAACUUCACCACAAUACACCUAAAAGGUGUUAAACACACAUCAUGCCUGUACUGGGAUUUUUCAGAUCUGAGUUUCAACUGAGGUCUGUAAAAGACCCGAGAUGGUACAAUGAGAAAGUAAUGCAGUUAACUAAGGACGUCAAAACAGAUGAAACAACUGCACAUUUUUUUUGAGAUUCCAAAAGAUGUGUAAACAACAGGGAAAGCCGAAAACAACAGGUUUAGUAAUUGUGAAUAAUCAAUACACACUAAACAACAUUAGAGUGUUUCACUUAACUUAAAACAAACUUUACGACAAAGGUGGUAUGUUGUACACAGAUGAAACCAAUAAAGUUGUUAGGCUUCCAAUUUUGAGGCAUUUACCUUUUUCCAAAGUUGGCGAAUGGUUUUCAGUGUUGAUAAAUUUUUUAGAGAUCUGUUUAUCACUGCGUCGCUCCGAAGGAAGCCAAAAGGCAGUGAUAAUUGAUCAAAAGAAGUUGAAAAGAAGUUGAAUUUCUUAAGUGGAAUUUCCAUGAUUAUUGCCAAUUUUAGCAGCGCUUCACGAGGCAUCCACUUAAAGAGAUGAUGGCAAUACAGUUUCUGCAUGCCUUGGCCUGGGACAACUAGUGCUAUGAGGAAGCCUUCAAGCAAUGGAAGUCUAUUUAUUGGGGGAAGGGGGAAACUAAUGAAAAUGUCCUGGAAAAUUAAAUUCCUUUCCUUCACUUAGGUGGAAAAAUUCAGGCAAAUUGAUGUUAACGUCAGAAAGAAUCGGCCUUUUAAACGUAGCCUUCGGCCGAUUUAGGUUUGACCAUUUUGACGAACUUCACCGAGAUGUUAGUCAAGCACACCUCAUCAAGAUUUCUGCAAAGUAACCAACAUUUGCUAUAUACUGUUUGUAGGACAGUGUGCCAAGGAGAGGAGACAAUUGAAAAUGCAACACGAGAAAAACAGUGCUUCUACAACAUUUCCUAUGAUCCAACAAUAGUUAUUUUGCACAUUCAGGAGCUGCCAUUUAUUUGUGCAACAUACAACUCUACUCUUUUAUAUAGAUGAAGAAGAGCAAGCCUGUUUCAUUUCACAUUCAGGGUUGCUGAAAUUGGACCAUUGUCCCAAACCCAACAGAAGAAAAAAAUUGAGACACAAAGUGCUCAAGAAUGAAUGUUUCUUACUUUUAACUGCGUUGACCAUAUGUAUAAAUACCAUAAAGAAUAAGGGAAACUGAGGGUCCUGAAUCCUUGGCUUCACUGCCUGUUGUCUCCACAAGGUUUAUAGCCAACAGGCAGAUGUUUUUCGGCUUUUUUGACAUGAAUAGGAAAGUCAGUUCUUGGUAGCAGCUGUUUUCAGCAAACAGUUUAUGCAACAUAUUCAAUAAAUUUAUUAGUUAAGAUCAAAUGUAUGAAUUAUAACACUUGAUUAAUGGGGCCUGAACCAUCUUUCUUUUAUGCCUCAAGAAAGCUUUCAAAAGAGUGAAGUGCUUCGAAGGAAUAUAUUACUAAAAUAAUUUAAAAAGAAGACAUAGCAUGAGGCAGAGAUAUUACAAGUGCAAUGUUUACCUUUCCCGUUUCCUCUCAACAUUCUCUGUUCCGAAGGAGCGGCGCGGCGCUGGUGGUGGAAUCUUGCCAAUGGCAUUACAGUAGUACCUACCUCAUGCAUAUGUUUUGGAAAAAAAAAAAAACGCAAGAAAAAAACAUACUAACCGAGGAAA